This is a messenger RNA of Closterium sp. Naga37s-1, 741 nucleotides long. Lineage: Eukaryota; Viridiplantae; Streptophyta; Zygnematophyceae; Desmidiales; Closteriaceae. The record is from the annotation of a GenBank genome assembly.
AUGGUCCGUGCCCUGUGCUCACUGCUGCUGCAGCAGCGGCUCCACACCCACAAGCCAGCGCACACGCCAUGCAUACCGCCUCAUUUCCCCGUCGUCUCCUCAUCACUGAUGCUCGGUUUGUCGCCGAGGCAGGGCGGCCAGCAGUGGGAGCAUCGGCAUGGGCAAGGGAGCAGCGAGUGCCAUACCUGCCUCGAACCGUGUCUGCACCAACCUCGCCCGAAGCUAAGUGCUCUACCCUCAGGUUCUCACCUUCUCUCCUUCGAAUUCCGUUCUGUCUCGCAUGCUCAUGCCGCCGUCUCUGCUCUCGCUGCAAGGGGACACGCCGAGGGAGUCAACCACCUCCCCAGCAGAGCUCUCACCAUCCACCAUCGUCUUCCCUGGUCGAAUGCUGCUUCCUUCCCUUCUGCAUCUUGCUUCCUUGCACUCACUUCGUCCUUAACUGCCCUCCUCCUCCCUCCCUGCAGGUCACUUGGCAGCACGGGGAGGGGUGGCAUGGGGAAGGAGGCAGGGGCGGCAGCAGAGGUUGCAAGUGGGAUGCUGGGAGCAGCGAGCGCCACACUCACGCCACCUGCCUCGAAUCUCACUGCAGCAACCCAUCCCGAAGCUAAGUGCUCCACCCUCCCUUUCCCUUCUGCGUGUCCUUACAUCAUGUUUUGUCUGUCUUGCAUUCUCAUGCACCCACCGCUGCUCUUACUGCAAGAGGACACGCCCAGGGAGUCAACCACCUCCCCCGGUAAGUAA